Messenger RNA from Necator americanus (New World hookworm), 576 nucleotides. RefSeq lists its product as uncharacterized. The coding region runs from base 1 to 576 and encodes 191 amino acids. The transcript is spliced from 6 exons. NCBI's taxonomy places the organism in Eukaryota, Metazoa, Nematoda, Chromadorea, Rhabditida, Ancylostomatidae. The record is from RefSeq and is a predicted model, not a curated record.
AUGAAAGUCUUCUUUUUACUGCUGUUGCACCUAGCAAACUGUGCAGUAGACCCACCAGAUUAUAGUAAAUUUCCGAGAAUUACUCCUGCCAAAUAUCGCGAGGGUCAUCGAUACUACAUUGACGUAGACAACGUCGGCAGUGACAUCAAAUAUAAGCCAAUAGCAAUAUACGUUCAUGGAAAGGAAAUAGUCUUUGGCGAAUUUAAUGAAGAUAAUCCAUGUGCGACUUUUGCUAGUUACCACACAACCAUACAAAAAUGCCAACACAAUUUUUUCUUGCUACAUGCGGACUUCGACUAUUUCGAAAGAAAACCGUUGUCAGCGGCACUUGACGACAAGACUUGCAACAUCGUUGGAUUCGAAGACAGUAUCAUUGUGCUCGCAAAAUAUGAUGUGAUGGACCCAAAUUCGCCGAAGGCUGUUGGAACUUAUUCACGUAAAAGAGAUGCCGUUUAUUAUGUGGAUCACCUUGGCAAUAAAGUUUCCUUCAGACGGUGGUCGGUCAAAAUUAAAAAGCUCCAAAUCAGUCCCCUCAAAUUCGAUGUACUUUGUCGCGGAUACUACACGUAUUUUUAA